AGGCGGGGACUCCCCAGAGGCCAGUGCGCAGCUGAGGAGCUGGACCAAAGGUUUGCUCCGCCCCCAGGGACUAAGAAAGCCACCAUGGAGGGGUACCAACGGCCCUGCGAUGAGAUUGGCUUCAAUGCCGAUGAAGCACAUAAUAUAGUCAAAGAGUGUGUUGAUGGAGUCUUGGGUGGUAACGAUUACAAUCAGAAUAACAUCAACCAGUGGACCGCAAGCAUAGUGGAGCAAUCCAUAGCACAUUUGGUCAAACUGGGAAAAGCUUACAAGUACAUCGUGACCUGUGCAGUCGUCCAGAGGAGCCCAUAUGGAUUCCAUACAGCCAGCUCCUGCUUUUGGGAUACGACAUCUGAUGGAACCUGUACCGUCAGAUGGGAGAACCGUACCAUGAACUGCAUCGUUAAUGUUUUUGCGGUGGCAAUUGUCCUGUAACCUGUAAUGCACUAAAUGUGUUGGGUUAAGGCCAUUAACUUAAGUUUGUGAGUGUAUCCUUUCUAAAAAGAGUAACUAUUACUUAUUAAUGUGCUAGAUGAAAAGUGUGCAAUAUGCUUCAAAGCUGUCAGCAGAGAACGGAAUAGUGUAAGCAGAAGUCCAAUAGGAAGUUGGCAGAUUAUCUUGUAUUCUAUACAGCAGCAUUUAAGGGCAUAAAAUGUUAGUCAACAAUUAAUGCAGAAAUAUGGCUGACCUAAAAUUAGAAUCUUCUACUUAUACAAGCCUUUCACUGACAUUAUGUUCCUACAGAGAUGGGGAAAUCUAGUUAGAUACUAACAUUAUAAUUAACUAGAAAACACAACAGGGAUAAAUAAAUGAACAAAAACUAUAAGGAGAGAUGCAGAGAAAAUGACAUGAAUUACCUAAUGCCUUUCUGAUUUAAGUUUUUUUCCUUCAUUGACUUGCAUAUAGUAGUUCAUGGAAGUAGUUCUCUCUCUCUCUCACACACACACACACACACACACACACACACACCUAUGCACACAAGUCCCAUCUAACCAGUUUUGGUUUCCUGAGAACUGGCAAAUCCAUUGGAUUUUUUUUUGUCAGUUUCUUACACUUACACCUGAGGUAGAAUUAACUAUAAUGGACAAGAUUUCCUGGGUAAGCAAAAUUAGUUAAGUAUAUGAUCAACAGUAUAUGAUCAGACAGCUGCCUUACAAUCCGCUCUUUCCACGAGGGACAGAUAGCUAUUGACUGUUUGCUCUCCAUGUUUCUAGAGGCCAGGCGGACAGCUGUUAAUGUGGUGUUCACGUGUCAGGUUUGUUUUGGCAGCUGUUCAGUUGGAAAACUAGUGUUUGUGUUUGAAGGAGAACAAAAGAAAGAAAAGAAAAGUGUCUGGCCCUCCAUGGAAAAUAAACCCCAAGGAAAGCACUAAUUGGUGACAGAAUUAUAGAUACAGUUUUUGAGGGUUGCUUCCCACAAAGUAAUAUUUCAGAUAUGCAACUCUUACUUAAAGGCCUUAUUACUAGUCUUAACUAUACAGUAAUAAAUUUUAUCAUUUAAUUAGUUUCAACUAUGUGUGAAUAAUUUAAAACACUUAUGUAGAGUUAGGACAAUGGAGUAGAAUAUACAUUAAAAGUGAACAAUCAUUAGCAGGUUAUCUAAUAUCUCAGGGCUUAUGAAAUAUAAUUCAAUUUAUUAAGAAAAUCAAAGAUAAAUAUUAGGAUACACAGCUGGCCACCAAAUGCAAAGUCAGUCUGCCAUUUAACCUUGAAAAUGAAAUCAGUUUCACAUAUUACCAUUGACACGCGAUCCAUGUAAACAGUGGAAUCACAUGUCAUUGAAUUUUUAGGGUAAGGAAAAGUUUAGUAGUAAUGGCAACAACAUUAAGACAGGAUUCUUGUAUGAGGACUAUGCACAUGGUUGACAUUUUGCAGGACAACUGUCAUGACAAGAAGGCAAAGAUGGGGUUUAAUGAGGUGGCCUGUAGCGUUGGCACAUCUUGAGUUCUUUGUCAUUAUCUUUAUGUUACUUUAUGUUGCUGGUGCUUGUACCUUGGGAGACUGAAACAGUGACCAAAUUAUCUGUGCAGUUGAGGCUUAUUCUUUGAUUAUUGUUGUUGAAGGAUUGUUUUAAAAUUAUCAAAUCAUACCUCGUGAGCUUGCUAUCUGCUGUUUCUAGUUAAGAUACAUAAUAAAGACUAUCUUCUUGUGCUGAA
Molecule: messenger RNA, 2155 nt
Organism: Apodemus sylvaticus (European woodmouse)
Lineage: Eukaryota; Metazoa; Chordata; Mammalia; Rodentia; Muridae
Gene: Dynlt3
Product: dynein light chain Tctex-type 3
Exons: 5
Coding region: 85-435 (116 amino acids)
Biological process (GO): microtubule-based movement
Cellular component (GO): cytoplasmic dynein complex; kinetochore; cytoplasm
Molecular function (GO): dynein intermediate chain binding
Source: RefSeq, a predicted model, not a curated record